Neurospora hispaniola is the source of this 1125-nucleotide messenger RNA. Its product is annotated as GrpE-domain-containing protein. The record is from RefSeq and is a predicted model, not a curated record. Gene Ontology annotation, biological process: protein folding; protein import into mitochondrial matrix. Gene Ontology annotation, molecular function: protein-folding chaperone binding; adenyl-nucleotide exchange factor activity; protein homodimerization activity. Gene Ontology annotation, cellular component: PAM complex, Tim23 associated import motor. NCBI's taxonomy places the organism in Eukaryota, Fungi, Ascomycota, Sordariomycetes, Sordariales, Sordariaceae. The transcript has 2 exons. The coding region runs from base 198 to 917 and encodes 239 amino acids.
CCCACCCUCCCACUGUGGGAGACACUGCGAAGGCCCCUGUUGGCCGCCCAACCCGCCGCCCGUCCAUGCCGUCUCCGUCCCGUGCUAGCGCAGCUGUCUCAAAAUUUCUUUGAAAGUGCCUCUCUCGACACGCGACGCUUCCCUGUCUCUGACAUCGCCACAUCUCACCACCCGUCACAUCCAGAUACCCAGCCAAAAUGCUACGAACAGCCCUCACCCGCUCUUCCAGAGCCCUCUGCUCCGGCGCCCGCGUUGCCGCCCAGCGCCCUAUUGCUUCCCAGAUCUUCCAGAUGCAAGCUGCCCGGACAGCUGCUCCCCAGCUGCGCUCCGCCGCCCGGUGGUACAGCGCCGAGGCUGAGGGUGAGAAGAAGGCCGACGAGGGCGCCGAGCAGAAGGAGGGUGAGACCGACGAUGUCGUUGCUGCCCUCAAGAAGCAGCUCGAGGCCAAGGACGCUGAGGCCCGCGAGUGGAAGGACAAGUGCCUUCGCACCGUCGCCGACUUCCGCAACCUCCAGGAGCGCACCGCCCGCGACGUCAAGCAGGCCAAGGACUUUGCCAUUCAAAAGUUCGCCAAGGACCUUGUUGAAAGCGUCGACAACUUCGAUCGCGCCUUGAGCGUGGUUCCUCAGGACAAGCUCAAGUCGGAGGAGCAGUCUGAGCACCUCAAGGACCUCGUCAACCUCUACGAGGGUCUCAAGAUGACCGAGAGCAUCCUCCUUUCGACCCUCAAGAAGCACGGUCUCGAGCGCAUCGAACCUGAGGGUGAGGUCUUCAACCCCAACGAGCACGAGGCCACCUUCAUGGCGCCCAUGCCCGACAAGGAGCACAACGUCGUCUUCCACGUCCAGCAGAAGGGCUUCAAGCUCAACGGCCGCGUCCUCCGCCCUGCCCAGGUCGGCGUCGUCAAGAACAAAUAAAUGUUUUUUUCUGUUUCAUCCAACAACCGGAAAAGGGCUAAGCAGAGAUGGUUGGCAUGGGCUUAGCAGGGCAGGGCUUAGCAGGGCAGGAUACCCUGAGAUGUCAUAUCAUGACAUGACAUGAGAACAAGCCCAUGGAGAAAGAAAAUUUCAACAUAUGGGGCUCAAGAUAUAGCCAGGGGAACCAAAAAAGGAAAACAUUAAAAGG